AUCUCAGGCUGAGAUUCUCAGCAAGUGGUUCGGAGCAGUUCGGGUCAGACUGGACCAGAUAAUAGUAGUGUAUGAGUAGUACAUAGUCUACGUAUAUAAGUAUCCACCCAGUUAUAGAAUCUAAUUUUUAAUUGCUCAAGUGUGGCCCGUCUUUGUAGCUGUUCUGUCCAUUAAGUGAUAGGACUAUCUAAUUAGAAUACUAAACAAGUAUUUCGUGUUGACACAGGGAAUAAACCAAACGUCAAAUGGAAACUGAAGGUUAGAAACGUACAUAUAGCUGGAGUAGUUUCUAAUUCUUUAAUCAAAUAACGAGAUAACAUCGUAACGUGGAAAGAAUUGGAAAUACAUUUUGCAUACAUUUAUCUUGACAUUUGAGUUUUCUGCACUUAAUCGUUGCUUGUAGGGGAAAGAUUUAACUAGCAGAUUUGGCCCACUCAAAAUACAGGAUGGUGAAAGCCUAAAAGACUUCAAGAAGCGCAUGCGAAAUUUAAAAAUGGCGAAAGAGGCACAAGAGACUAUGAACCACUCUGACUGGGUGCAAGAUGAGUAUGCAGAGUCAUUCAAAAGUGCAUUGUUGGUACGUGGACGGACAGGUAUAGCAUUCAAUGACGAUAUGAUAAUGCACAAGUGCGAAUGGGAUUCGGGCUAUCCGGAGAAUCCAGCUCGUUAUGUUGCCAUAAUGCAUCGGUUGAACGAACUGGGCCUUGUUAAUCGCUGUGUACGGAUCCAGAACGAACAUAUUGAUAUCGACGAUAUUACUAAGUUACAUCAACGCACACAGUACGAGAAUUUAUAUAAAAUCUGUGAACCGUUUAAUGUUAAUCAAGCAGAGAAAAUAGCAUCUAAUUACGAUGCGAUUUAUUUUAAUAAAGAUACUUUUCAUUGUGCUAAUGUUGCUGCAGCAACAACAUUGGGCUUGGUGAGAGCAGUUGCUGAAGGAAGAGUUAGCAAUGGAUUGGCAGUUGUGCGCCCUCCAGGGCACCAUGCCCAACAGGACAUUUACAAUGGUUAUUGUUUCUUUAAUAAUGUUGCCAUUGCGGCGGCGGCCGUCCAAUCUCUAGCGCAAAAGAUUUUGAUUGUUGAUUUCGAUGUUCAUCAUGGUCAAGGUGUCCAAGAUAUGUUUUAUAAUAAUAAUAAUGUUUUGUAUUUCUCGAUACAUCGUUAUGAACAUGGGGAAUUUUGGCCCAACUUACGCCGCAGCAAUUUUGAUCACGUUGGAAGUGGCGCUGGUGAAGGUUUUAACAUUAAUUUCCCGUUAAAUACCAUUGGUUGUACUGAUACAGAUUAUAUGGCAAUUGUUACGCAAAUUCUGCUACCUGUUGCAUAUGAAUUUCAGCCAGAUUUGAUACUUUUUUGCGCUGGAUAUGAUGCGUGCGUCGGCUGUCCGGAGGGUUGCAUGAAAGUCACGCCCGGUUUUUACGGUCACCUUAUUAAAUUACUGAGUGGGCUGGCAUAUGGUAAACUGGCUGUCGUUUUAGAAGGGGGCUACUUUUUGCCAUCUCUGGCGGAAGGUGUAGCGAUGACAUUGCGAGCACUUUUAGAUGAUGCUCCGGCGUUUUUGCUACCAAUGAAAGACGGACCAAAUGACGAAGUCAUUUCCACUAUUAAUGAUGUAAAAAGUGUACUUUGUAAAUAUUGGAAGUGUUUCAAAGUAUUCGAAAAUAUUGGAAUUAAAUAUGCCAAUGAAGAAAAGCAUAUUGUAAACGUACAAUACAAAGGUUUUGAAGAUUCUCCUCCAUAUCCAACUCGUAAUUGUUACCCGGUGGUCUCACAGCAAGAGCAGGACGAUUUGAAAGUACUCGUGGAUUGUUUGAAAGUGGAUUAUGGUCUGCCAAUGAAAAACAAAUUAUGUUAUGUUUUUGAUGCAGUAAUGCUUACGCAUGAAGCGCCCGAGGAGACUGUUGAAAACCCUCUGCGAUUGCAGGCGCUUUACGAUCGAUUCUUAGAAUUGGAAUUGGACAAACGUUGCAAACAGUUGGAAAUCAAACGUGUUGAUUUCAGAGCACUAUCAAUUGAAGUUCAUUCUAAGGAAUACUUGGAUGAUUUAAUUAAUGAUGGCCCAUCGAUUCCGCCAACUACUCACGAUUUAUUCUGGAACUCAGGCAGUAAGAUUAGCAUAGAAACGGCCGUCUCGGGCUUGAUAACAGUAUGUGAUGCUGUGAUGUCUGGGGAGUACACUUCUGGCGUAGCAUUGAUAAGACCGCCGGGUCAUCAUGCAGAGCAAUCGAAAACUUCAGGAUUCUGCUUUGUGAAUAAUGUAGCAGUGGCAGCUAAAUACAUGCUGGACAAUGGAUUAGCUGAAAGGAUUUUGAUUCUGGAUUUUGAUAUACAUCAUGGUAAUGGCACGCAAGAUAUCUUCUAUAACUCAGAUAAAGUGAUGUUUAUCAGUAUUCACAAAUUCGAGAGUGGAACGUAUUUCCCACGUUCUAGCAACGGUAGUUUUGAUAAGGUGGGCGCUGGCGUUGGUGCAGGUUUCAAUGUGAAUGUACCAUUUGAAAUUAAUAAAAUGGGAUGUGUUGAUUACCUGACGGCAUUCUUCAAGAUUGUCCUUCCUUGUGCUUAUGCUUUCGGUCCAGACGUAGUGCUUGUCUCGGCUGGCUUUGACGCUGGUAUCAACGAUUUGCUGGGUAACUACAAAGUAAUGCCACAAACAUUCGGACACAUGAUUCAGUUAUUGAGACCGCUCGCUGGCGGUCGGCUGAUUGUUGCUCUUGAGGGUGGCUACAACAUCAAUACCUUGAAGCACUCGAUGGUAUUUUGCAUAAAAACUCUGCUUGGCGAUCCGCUGCCACCACCUUCUGAUAUGAGCAGGCAGAAGGACAAUGCACAUCGCACAUUCACCGACGUAAUCUAUACGCUUAAAAAGUAUUGGAAAUUUUUCAACUUCGAGAAAAGAUUACUACCGGAAUGAUUGAUUGAAAAUGUGCUUCACAGAUGCUAACUAAUUAAGCCAUUUAACAAAAUUAUAAAAUAAAAUUCUUCCAAAGCCUGGAACCAAAUUAAAAAUACUAAUUGAAUAAGUGAUAAUGCUAGAAUCAAUAUUUUUAUAACAGACUGAUUGAAAUGGGAAUACUUCAUGUGCAAAUGCACUCGGUAGCAUCAGUUUUAGUGGUAAUUGUAUAUUUAAUACAUGUUAUUUACUUGAGGUCGUAUUUUAUUUACAAUUCAUUAAUAAAUAUUAAACGCGCA
Dalotia coriaria is the source of this 3189-nucleotide messenger RNA. It is a transcript of the gene HDAC6, whose product is annotated as histone deacetylase 6. Gene Ontology annotation, biological process: negative regulation of transcription by RNA polymerase II. Gene Ontology annotation, cellular component: histone deacetylase complex. Gene Ontology annotation, molecular function: transcription factor binding; histone deacetylase activity. The coding region runs from base 479 to 2911 and encodes 810 amino acids. The record is from RefSeq and is a predicted model, not a curated record. Lineage: Eukaryota; Metazoa; Arthropoda; Insecta; Coleoptera; Staphylinidae. The transcript is spliced from 8 exons.